Molecule: messenger RNA, 2095 nt
Organism: Procambarus clarkii (red swamp crayfish)
Lineage: Eukaryota; Metazoa; Arthropoda; Malacostraca; Decapoda; Cambaridae
Product: metabotropic glutamate receptor 3
Biological process (GO): G protein-coupled receptor signaling pathway
Cellular component (GO): plasma membrane
Molecular function (GO): adenylate cyclase inhibiting G protein-coupled glutamate receptor activity
Source: RefSeq, a predicted model, not a curated record
CGUCACGAUGACCAGCAGAUGACCUCCCUGUCCCCCGUCCUCACCCACAAUACUCCAUCCCUUCCUGGCUUCCUUUCUCAUUCCCUCCUUUACUUCCUUUCUUCCUUCCUCACAUCUUUCUUGCUAUCCUUCCAUCUUCACUCCCUCCAUCUCUGUCUUCCUUAGCUCCCUCUGUUGCUUCAUUAUUCCUUCCUUCUUGCCUCCUCUCUCACAAUUAUGGCAACCACCUCUCCCCGCCUUACUCACUCCUCUCUUCCUUCCUAACUACCAUAUCCUUCUCUUCUUCUUCACUUACACUCUAUUUUCUUCCAUUGCGCUUUUCUCUCAUAGGAAUCAUCUCACAUUCCUCUUAACUCCGCUAGUACUAAAGCUACGACCUCCUGCCACACCACCUACCUCCUGCCACACCACCUACCUCCUGCCACACCACCUACCUCCUGCCACACCACCUAUCAUCUUCCUGUGUCUGGGGAUGGAUGACUUGGAGGAGCAGACGACACGGUACAUCGUGGGCGGCGUCUCCCUCACUACCCACCACGUCUCUCUUCCUGAUGCUACCCCUACGUCCCCACCAGGUGCCGGGGAAGGCGUGACUCCACCCAGCAACACCAGCAGUGUGGGCGGCGUAUACCUGCGGUCGGCGCCGUGGGUGGUGCCGCUCCUGGCCGCAGCAGCGACUAACGCCGCCGCCAUCCUCGCUUUUGAGGUGUAUGUGUUGGUACGGGCGGCUCAUGGAACACCCUCCCGACGACACCUAUUCCUGGGACAGUGUCUGCUGGUGGGCCUUCUGCUAUGCUCGCUCUCAGGCCUUCCCAUCGUCCUCACCCCCACACCACUAUCCUGCGCCGCUAUAAGGUUACUGGUUGGGGUGUCGAGUGCUUUGGUGUUCGCAGCCCUACUCGUCAAGUUUGUCUUCCUCAUCUCCCUCAACUCUGGUGUCUACCUGCCAGCCUACUACCAAGGUCUCCUACUUUUUUUCAUCGUCCUGGUGCAGCAGGUAAGCAUCAACAUACAGUGGCAGUGGUCACAGCCGGCAGGGGUGACUAUGGUGAGGGAUCAUGACACUGGAGACAUUCAAAUCUCAUGCGUCGCACCUUACAGACAUUUUCUUCUCUCCCUCAUUUAUGUCAUCAUGCUCAUUAUUGCGGUUGCUGCACUAGCUGCUAAGUGUCGUGGGAUCCGUGAGAACUACCGGGAAGCGGCAUAUAUAGGAGCAGCUGUUGGUUUGGUGCUUCCGCUGUGGCUGGCCUGGACAUUGGUUGGCCUCAUCCUUCCUAUGCCUCACCAACCGGCAUGCCUCGGCUUUGGUAUUGUUGCAACUGCCACAGUCAUUUUUGUCAUCAUGUUCAUUCCGAAGCAGGGACGGCAACUAGCGGCAGUUGGGAAGGAAGGAUUGUUCCAUGAGGAUCAAGAUGAUCAGCUAUCUACCAUUUCUGGUGGUGCACGCUACUCCCCCUCCUUCUUCCUCUUCAAGCCCAUCAAGCCUCCUAAGGACCUGCUUGCUCCAACCACCUCCAUAUACAAAACUAGAAUACCAGGUCACUACAGAUAUGGGUCAUUUCUUCCCCUUCCCUACCCCCAGCCCCCACCACCUGCACCAUACUAUUGGCCUGCACUCCACUAUUAUCACAACUACUCACAAGGUGCCAUGAGCCGUGUAGAUGAUGGUGUCUAUACGAGUAUAGACCCACCAGUACCACACUUCGCCCUCUCCUCCAACCCAAAUUUUUACCUGUUCCGCUCCCAUGCUCAUGCUGGUAUGAUGUACUAAAGUGUGAGGGUGCCCAGAGGCAAGUUACUGCAGCAACAAUAUUUAUCUUCUAUUUAUUAAAUUUCCCAACGAUCCUUACCACAACCAGCAGUAUCAUAAGUCCUUACCAUAAUCAGGACUAUUGCAGGAACCUACCACAACCAUUGUUGUUACAGGGCCCUUAUCACAACCAGUGUUACUGGACCUUAACCACAAUCAGCAUUACAGGUCCCUACUAAUUCCAUAUUGUUAAAUGUCUCUACUACAUGAAAGUUUUCCAUCUGUAGAAAUGAUUGGACCAAAAUGGGUUGUUCUCAUGUACAUUUCUAAGAAAUCUGAAUCAAA